Molecule: messenger RNA, 2175 nt
Organism: Adineta steineri
Lineage: Eukaryota; Metazoa; Rotifera; Eurotatoria; Adinetida; Adinetidae
Source: the annotation of a GenBank genome assembly
AUGUUAAAUUCAGAUGGAAGUGGUUAUAUUGAUAAAGAAAAACUUCAUCAUCUAUGUCCUCAUUUAUCGUCAUUGGAAAUUGAUACAAUAUUUAAUGAUUUUGAUAAUGAUCAUGAUAAUCGUAUUUGUUUAAAAGAACUUCUACAAUCAAAUAAUUAUCCUUAUGAAUUAUCCAAACAGAAUGUAUUCAAUCAUGACUAUAAAACCAAAAAUAUAGUACCACAUACGCAGAUCAAUGAAAUAUUCAAUAGUCUUAACUGUCAAGAGCAAAUCUUUGAAUUUUAUGAAACACUUCGAAAUGGUUCAAGUGAAACAAUUCCACAAUUUCAAAAUAUUCUCGAAGUAUUUGUUUGUGAUAUUCUUAAAUAUCGUAAAGAAAUCAAAGGAUUAGAAGAUUCCUAUAAACGUGAAAAAGAUACACAUGAAAAAUAUUUAAAACAUAUUGAAGAAGUUCAAGAACAAGAUAUGCUUCAUUUAGAAGAUACAAUACGAGAAGAAGAACGGAAUAGUUUUGAUCAUGAACGUGAAUUGUAUCAACAACGUUCAGCGAAAGAAAUCAAUGAAUUAAAAUCAACUAUUCAACGUUUACAAACAAUUGAACAACGUUUUACUGCUCGUAAAAAUGAAGAAGAUUCUUCUGCAAUACCAUUACGUGAAGAAAUAGCUAAACUAAUAGAAGAAAAUCAAACACUUAAUGCAUCUUUAAAUGAAACAUUGACAACAAAUGCAAUAUUACAAAGUGACAUACAAUCAUUUAAAACUCAAUUAAAUGAAAGACAAACCAUGCUUUUACAAGAAAAACAAUCGUCAUCAAGCAAUCAUAGAGAAAGAGACGCAUUACAAACAAAUGUUCGUCAUCUUGUAGAAGUUAAUAAACAACUUCGUGAUGAAAAUGAUUCAUUACGUGCAGUUAUUGAAACAAAUAAAUCGCAUAAUAAUUCUCAAAAACAUAGUCUUCUACAAGUUGGACGUUUAGUAUCAACAGCUGGUUCAACGAUUGGUAAUUAUUGGAAUAAAUCAAAAAUAGAUAGUGUAAAUAGUCCAUAUAGUCCAUCACCAUCGUAUACGAUGUCUGGAAAUCAACGAAAAUUUGCUUCAUUCGACCUGGAAUCAUGCGAUGAAAUAGGUAUACUUGAAAAUAAAUCUCGAGCAUUGAACAAAGUAGAUGUUAAUAUUGCACCAAAACAAAUGUUAUCCAUGGCUACGGUUUCUACUGUUGAUACUUUCACUGACGAUAACAAUACUAUGAAUGAUAGUGGAUUGUCAUUGGCAACAGGUCUCACAGCAACUGAAGUUGAAUCAGAACGUGAUAUACAAGUAAAUAAAAAACCAUCACUCGCCAAUACUAAACAAUAUCGAUCAUUACUGACCAAACGAACUACUGACGAUACAGAUUCAGAUGAUGUUUUUGUUGAGGUUUCACUUGAUCGUAAUAAUACUAAACGACAAUCUCAACCGCGACCACCAAAACGAGCGAAUGCCAAUGGAAAUUCAUCAGGAAAACAAUCAGCUACUCAAUCACCUGCGUUGACACGUGCGGAUAAAUCAUUAGCAUUUAGUGCACAAGAUGCACUCUCAUUCGAUCGCAUGUUUAAAGUUGUCUUUUGUGGUGAUGCUGCUGUUGGUAAAAGUACAUUGAUUAUGCGUUUAUGUAAAGGAAAAUUUGAAUCAUCUGCUAAUGCAACAUUGGGUGUCGAUUUUCAAAAUAAACAAAUUGAAGUUGAUGGUAAACGUGUAGCUCUACAAUUAUGGGAUACAGCUGGACAAGAAAGAUUUCGUAGUAUUGCCAAAUCAUAUUUUCGUCGAUGUGAUGGUGUUAUUCUUGUUUAUGAUGCAACAUAUGAACGAUCAUUUUUAAAUGUUCGUGAAUGGAUUGAUACAAUAACAGAUUCAACACCAAAAAAAGUUUCAGUUAUGAUAGUUGCAAAUAAAAUUGAUUUAAGAGAUCAAAUGCGCGCAGAAGGAAAACGUGUUAUUGAAAAAGCAGAAGGCAUCAAAUUAGCUAAGGAAUAUAAAGCAUUAUUUAUUGAAACAAGUGCAAAAGAUGGUACAAAUUCUGAAGCAACACUUGUUGAAUUAGCUCGAGAUAUGCAAUGCAACGAAGAUUUAGAACGUUUUCGUACAGUUGGAAUAGAUUUGGAUAAAAAGACAUCGAAAAAAUCUACCUGUUGUUAA